Aspergillus lentulus is the source of this 693-nucleotide messenger RNA. The record is from RefSeq and is a predicted model, not a curated record. Lineage: Eukaryota; Fungi; Ascomycota; Eurotiomycetes; Eurotiales; Aspergillaceae.
AUGGCCAAACACGAAACUUCUGCUGACCAGCAUCCCUGGAGGAUUGCCCCAAAGCAGACAAAAAUGAGCUGCCUUGCCGAUAAGCAAACACUGCUGUAUAUUGCAGACAUCUCACCUACCAAGAUAAACUGUACUGACCAUAGCAGCCUUCGCAGCGGCAUCUUCCAAGUUCACGUCGGCAAAGACGACGAUAUGGCCACCUUCCACAUUCACAUCUCCGUUGCCUGCAAAUACUCCAGCUUCUUCCGCUCAGCCACCAUCUGGUCCUGGUCCGAUCUACCAGCGACGUCGUCAAUCUCCCAGACUACGAGCCCGACAUCAAAGGCAUACGUGCUUGGCGCGUAUCUCGCCGACACUCUCUUCCAGGACGCCGUGGCGGAUGCAUUGAUGCAUAGGCUGUAUGCGAAGAGGGAGACUUGGGGACGAUGCAAUGGCUGCCGGGGGGAGUUCGUGGCGUAUCUGUAUGACAAGACGAGCUCGAGUUCGCCUAUUCGCCAUCUUCUGGUCAGUAUGCUGGCAAGAGAUUAUGAAAGAUGGCUAUCUAAGGUGGCAGCAGCCGGUCUGCCCAAAGAGAUUCUGUCUGAUCUGUUGAACUAUGUUGCGGGCGUGACGGCUCAUCGGCCCAUGCGGGAGUACUGGGGGAAAUGCACGUUCCAUUUGCAUGAGGCAGAGCAAGAGUGUUAUUAUGGUUGA